This is a messenger RNA of Cervus elaphus (red deer), 9496 nucleotides long. RefSeq names its product protein tyrosine phosphatase receptor type G (gene PTPRG). Bases 689 to 5017 code for a protein of 1442 amino acids. The transcript has 30 exons. Gene Ontology annotation, biological process: protein dephosphorylation. Lineage: Eukaryota; Metazoa; Chordata; Mammalia; Artiodactyla; Cervidae. The record is from RefSeq and is a predicted model, not a curated record. Gene Ontology annotation, molecular function: protein binding; protein tyrosine phosphatase activity.
GGCUAGUUUGCAGCCCCGCGCUCCCCGAUCCUCCCCAGCUCGCGCCAGAGCCACAACUUUCAGGAGCAUGGACUGAAGGCGCCCUCGCCCCUGCGCCCCUCUGAGAUCCUUUGUGUUUUCCUCGGUUUCCUCCGGCUGUUCUAUUUUGGGGGCUCUUCGCUCUCCCCCCGCCUCUACCCUCCCCUUCCCCGCUUGCAAACAUGCCUCCUUCCUUCCCGGGGCCCUGGAAGGAGCUGCCUGCCUGAAGCCCGGAGACGCCGCGCCGCGCUCAGCCCCGCCGCCGCCCGCCGGCUCUCGGGCUCCGCUGCCGACUCAAGUUGGGGAUCUUCGGCUACUCGCCGCCGUCGCCGGCGGUCUCUGCCUGCCCGGGGCUCCGGGCAUCGCCGCCGCCCGCCGACUCCUCGCCCUGCCCGCUCGACUCGCUCCUUUUUGAACAUAAAGCAGCCUUUCUCCGCCGAGGAUCGUCCCCAGCGUGGCUCCGCGUUCUCGGCCACUUUUUGAGAUUUUCCGGGGGGCGCUCGGCGGCUUCCCGGAUUCCAGGGGGGACUCGGGCCGCCGAGCGCGGGGGCCCCGUAGAGCAGGCGAGCAGGCGAAGAGCCGGGGCUUAGCGGAGGCUCACACCGAGGCAAGAACUUAUUCAACAAGUUUACCCCCCCUGCUUUCCUCUUUUCGAUGUGCGUUUUCGGACAUGCGGAGGUUACUGGAACCGUGUUGGUGGAUUUUGUUCCUGAAAAUCACCAGUUCCGUGCUCCAUUAUGUCGUGUGCUUCCCCGCGUUGACCGAGGGCUACGUGGGGACCCUGCACCAGAACAGACAGGGCAGCUCGGUGCAGGCGCAGAUCCGCAGGCGCAAGGCUUCCGGCGACCCGUACUGGGCCUACUCGGGUGCCUACGGUCCUGAGCACUGGGUCACGUCCAGUGUCAGCUGUGGGGGCCGUCAGCAGUCGCCUAUAGACAUUUCGGACCAGCAUGCACGUGUCAGUGAAGAGUACCAGGACCUGCAACUUGAUGGCUUCGACAAUGAGUCUUCUAACAAAACCUGGAUGAAAAACACAGGGAAAACAGUUGCCAUCCUGCUGAAAGAUGACUAUUUUGUCAGCGGCGCUGGCCUGCCUGGCAGAUUCAAAGCUGAGAAGGUGGAGUUUCACUGGGGCCACAGCAAUGGUUCCGCCGGCUCUGAACACAGUGUCAACAGCAGGCGGUUUCCCGUGGAGAUGCAGAUUUUCUUUUACAAUCCAGAUGAUUUUGACAGCUUUCAAACCGCCAUUUCUGAAAACAGAAUAAUCGGAGCUAUGGCUAUAUUUUUUCAAGUCAGUCCACGGGACAAUUCCGCACUGGAUCCUAUUAUCCAUGGGUUGAAGGGCGUCGUCCAUCACGAGAAAGAGACCUUUCUGGAUCCUUUCAUCCUCCGGGACCUCCUGCCUGCAUCCCUUGGCAGCUAUUACCGGUACACAGGUUCUCUGACGACCCCACCGUGUAGCGAAAUUGUGGAGUGGAUAGUGUUCCGGAGGCCCGUCCCCAUCUCUUACCAUCAGCUCGAGGCUUUUUAUUCCAUCUUCACCACGGAGCAGCAAGACCACGUCAAGUCGGUGGAGUAUCUGAGAAAUAACUUCCGGCCACAGCAGGACCUGAAUAACAGGGUGGUGUACAAGUCUGCCGUCCGCGACGCCUGGAACCACGACAUGACCGACUUCUUAGAAAACCCACUGGGGACGGAAGCCUCUAAAGUCUGCAGCUCCCCGCCCGUCCACAUGAAGGUGCAGCCGCUGAACCAGACCACGCUGCAGGUGUCCUGGAGCCAGCCGGAGACCGUCUACCACCCGCCCAUCAUGAACUACAUGGUGUCCUACAGCUGGACCAAGAACGAGGACGAGAAGGAGAAGACGUUCACCAAGGACAGCGACAAGGACUUGAAAGCCACCAUCAGCCACGUCUCACCUGACAGCCUUUAUUUGUUCCGGGUCCAGGCCGUGUGUCGCAACGACAUGAGGAGUGACUUCAGCCAGACCAUGCUCUUCCAAGCUAAUACCACUCGAAUAUUCCAAGGGACCAGAAUUGUCAAAACAGGAGUGCCCACAGCGUCGCCGGCCUCUUCAGCCGACAUGGCCCCCAUCAGCUCAGGCUCCUCCACCUGGACAUCCUCCGGCAUCCCCUUCUCCUUUGUCUCCAUGGCGACCGGGAUGGGCCCAUCGUCCAGCGGCAGCCAGGCGACCGUGGCCUCGGUGGUCACCAGCACGCUUCUGGCCGGCCUGGGCUUCAGCGGCGGCGGCAUCUCCUCCUUCCCCAGCACCGUGUGGCCCACGCGCCUGCCCACGGCCGCCUCGGCCAGCAAGCAGGCCGGCAGACCCGUCCUGGCCACGACCGAGGCCUUGGCCAGCCCCGGCGCCGACGGCGAUUCGGCGCCCAGCAAGGACGGCGAGGGCGCGGAGGAGGGCGAAAAGGACGAGAAGAGCGAGAGCGAGGACGGCGAGCGGGAGCAUGAGGAGGAAGGCGAGAAGGACUCCGAGAAGAAGGAGCGGAGCGGGGUGACCCACGCCCCGCGGGCGCGCAGCCACACCCAGCCCACCGCCGCGCCCUCGGCCCCCGGCACCGCUGCCCAGGAGGGCGCGCAUCAGACUACACCCGGGCGCGAGCGGGCCCGCACUGCCAGCCCCACCGCCCGGCCCCAGGACGCCCUGGACCCCCGCUCGGCCACCCCCACCCAAGUGCCCCCCACAGUCCCAGAGGAGCAGGACGAAGACAGUGACCCCGCGAGGCCCGAGGUGCCAUCCAGGAAGCCUGUGCCCCCCGGGGACCGAUUCCCCGAGGACAGCAGGUUCAUCACUGUUAACCCAGCAGAGAAGAACACCUCUGGGAUGAUAAGCCGGCCUUCCCCGGGGAGGAUGGAGUGGAUCAUCCCUCUGAUUGUGGUAUCAGCCUUGACCUUCGUGUGCCUCAUCCUUCUCAUUGCUGUGCUUGUUUACUGGAGAGGGUGUAACAAAAUAAAGUCCAAGGGCUUUCCCAGACGUUUCCGUGAAGUGCCUUCUUCUGGGGAGAGAGGAGAGAAGGGGAGCAGAAAAUGUUUUCAGACAGCUCAUUUCUACGUGGAAGAUAGCAGUUCACCUCGGGUGGUCCCCAAUGAAAGUAUUCCAAUCAUUCCUAUUCCGGAUGACAUGGAAGCCAUUCCUGUCAAACAGUUUGUUAAACACAUCGGUGAGCUCUAUUCUAAUAACCAGCACGGCUUCUCCGAGGAUUUUGAGGAAGUCCAGCGCUGCACGGCUGAUAUGAAUAUCACUGUAGAACAUUCCAACCAUCCAGAUAACAAGCACAAAAACAGAUACAUCAAUAUUUUAGCAUAUGAUCACAGUAGGGUGAAGUUAAGACCUUUACCAGGAAAAGACUCUAAGCACAGCGACUACAUUAAUGCAAACUAUGUCGACGGUUACAACAAAGCGAAGGCCUACAUCGCCACCCAGGGACCGUUAAAGUCCACGUUUGAAGACUUCUGGAGGAUGAUUUGGGAACAAAACACUGGAAUCAUUGUCAUGAUUACAAACCUCGUGGAGAAAGGAAGACGAAAAUGUGAUCAGUAUUGGCCCACAGAGAACAGUGAGGAGUAUGGAAACAUUAUUGUCACCCUGAAGAGCACAAAAGUACACGCCUGCUAUACUGUUCGUCGUUUCUCAGUCAGAAAUACAAAAGUGAAAAAGGGUCAGAAGGGAAAUCCCAAGGGGCGGCAGAAUGAACGCACAGUGAUCCAGUACCACUACACGCAGUGGCCCGACAUGGGGGUUCCGGAGUACGCCCUCCCGGUCCUGACCUUCGUGCGGAGGUCCUCAGCCGCCCGCACGCCGGAGAUGGGCCCUGCGCUGGUGCAUUGCAGCGCUGGUGUGGGCAGGACAGGUACCUACAUCGUCAUUGACAGCAUGCUGCAACAGAUAAAAGACAAAAGCACAGUCAACGUCCUGGGAUUCCUGAAGCAUAUCAGGACUCAGCGCAACUACCUCGUCCAGACUGAGGAGCAGUACAUCUUCAUCCACGAUGCCUUGUUGGAAGCCAUUCUCGGGAAGGAGACUGAAGUGUCUUCCAGUCAGCUGCAUAGUUACGUUAACAGCAUCCUCAUCCCAGGAGUCGGGGGCAAGACACGGCUGGAGAAACAGUUCAAGCUGGUCACACAAUGCAAUGCAAAAUAUGUGGAAUGCUUCAGUGCUCAGAAAGAGUGCAACAAAGAAAAGAACCGGAACUCUUCAGUCGUGCCAUCUGAACGUGCUCGAGUGGGUCUUGCACCGUUGCCUGGAAUGAAAGGAACUGACUACAUUAAUGCUUCUUAUAUCAUGGGCUAUUACAGGAGCAAUGAGUUUAUUAUAACCCAGCACCCUCUGCCGCACACCACCAAGGAUUUCUGGAGGAUGAUUUGGGAUCACAACGCGCAGAUCAUCGUCAUGCUGCCAGACAACCAGAGCUUGGCUGAAGAUGAGUUUGUGUACUGGCCCAGUCGAGAAGAAUCCAUGAACUGUGAGGCCUUUACCGUCACCCUUAUCAGCAAAGACAGACUGUGCCUCUCCAAUGAAGAGCAAAUUAUCAUCCAUGACUUUAUCCUUGAAGCUACACAGGAUGACUAUGUCCUCGAAGUUCGACAUUUCCAGUGUCCCAAAUGGCCUAACCCGGAUGCCCCCAUCAGCAGUACUUUUGAGCUUAUCAACGUCAUCAAGGAAGAGGCCUUGACAAGGGAUGGCCCCACCAUUGUGCAUGAUGAGUAUGGCGCAGUUUCAGCAGGAAUGCUGUGUGCUCUUACCACCUUGUCCCAGCAACUGGAGAAUGAAAAUGCCGUGGAUGUUUUCCAGGUUGCAAAAAUGAUCAAUCUGAUGAGGCCUGGAGUAUUUACAGACAUUGAACAGUACCAGUUUGUCUACAAAGCGAUGCUCAGCUUGGUCAGCACGAAAGAGAAUGGGAACGGCCCCAUGACAGUGGACAGGAACGGCGCUGCCCUCACCGCGGACGAGUCGGACCCUGCCGAGAGCAUGGAGUCGCUGGUGUGACUGGAAUCGUGAAAGAGUGCUUCAUUUGUAAACCUUCUGAAGACUGAGAACUUUUUUGAGGCCUUUUUUUUGCCAGACUCUAGGUCUAGGUUAUAUGAUAACCCAGUUACUUUUUUACACUGAUAAAAGUUUUGAUAUUUAUUUUUUGCCAUUUUAUGUCUUAAUGGUAUCCUACUGAGCAUAUGCACCUCUGUUCAUUUCCCACAGUGAAACGCGGUUUUACCUAGUUUGCACUAUCUGAUCAGUGUUACUGCCUAUAAUCUGAUACUAAAGCAAACCCUGACGUGACAUUCCACGACACCAUACAUGCUACUUUUUAAUUCAGUAUAGUGAAGGUCUUUGUUAGGACAGUGACUCUUUUUUUUUUUUUUUUUUAAUUAUUAUUACUCUUUCUAAAGCAGCUGCAUCCUCCUAGCAGGCAAUGCUGUCCUUUUCCUCAGUCCUCUCCUAUUUUUUAAGGCACUGUUCAAUAUUUCUGUAUGCCUUCUGUGUUUUAAUGGAGUGGAUGAGCACUGUUUUCUUUUAAAGAAUAGUGGGGUGGGGGGGCUACUCUGAAGGUCUGUCAAUGUCACGGCCUUGAGAGAGUCCCAUUUGUGAUGGUGAAGGUGUCCAUUAAGAAACAAGAAGGUUUAAGAGUCAUCUGAUGUGAACAUCAUCCUAGUUUCAAAGUUAUAUUCCUAGCUUUAAAAAAUGCCCAACUGUGUCAAAAUAAAGGAUAUCUCUGUAUUACAGUUUUCACAGUAGCUAUGUGGACAGUGUGUGUUAUUUCCAUUUUGAUUCUCUCAAAUAGUUACAUCACUGCCCCCCAAAUCAGGGCCAUCUUUUACAAGAGAUGGCAAUAUUUUACGAAACUCCAGUUAUGAAGCCCUUCAGUGAGUCUUCAUUAAUGCCUCAUGGUUUAUAAUUUCAUACCUCUUGGCAGGUGGAAUAAUGCAAAUCUUGGCAGGUGUGUAACUUUGAAAGUAGUCAUAGAAAAUAUUCCUAUUACUCAUAUAGCAAUCUAAUAAAAAAACUACCUAUAGAGUUAAUAUUCUUACAUUCUUUUCUUUCCUUUUUUUUUGCCAAAUAUUUCAUGAUAAAGUUCAUUAAUUCCAUGCAUUCUUCUAUUUAAACUGAAAAUUUUGUAUUAAUUAGCAAAAAGUCUUGGGACUAUCUAGGUUCCUCCACAUGGAGAAAUCUGACUUGAAGAGAGACAAUUAGAAUUUUGAGUGAAAGGUAACAGUGACAUUUUCAAAGAGUUCUUAGCAGCAGGAGACAGCUUUGUAUGCUUUUAUGUAUUCUAGCUUCAAAAACAGGUUCACUUAAGUAAAAGAGACUGCUCAUAGGAACACAGAGCCGAAGGUGGCAAUCUCCCAGAGCCACAUUCACCCUGCCGUCUAUCAUGGGAAAAUCAGGAGCACUCACAAGAAAUUUCAGUUCAGCAAGUUAGAAAGAUAAGCUACUUACUGAGAUCCAUUUCUUCUGCUGCACAUUUGCUUUUGAGGGGUGACUUCUGUCAGAAGUUAAGCCAUCACCAGGACUGAGCCUGUGAAGAGGAAAAGGGUUUUGGUUAUUUUUAUUUUUUUAUGUCAAUAAACAUCAACCAACAGGUCACACUGGCUAUGACCAUACUGUCUGGCUAGGCAUUAAAACAUCCGUGAUAAGCGGCACUGAGACUCUGUUUAUCCUGAGUUGGUUUUCUAUGAAGUUUGUCAAAGCGGAGCUGAAAGGACCAAAGCUGCUGAGGCCUCCUGGCCCGGGAUUUCUAGCACACGGGCCAGGUCAACCACGUUUUCCUAAACGACAUAACUUGCCAGGAUUCCUCUCAUCUUCCCAUCGCGCAGACUCAGCCACACGGGGUAGUCCACCAUUCACGAACUGUGAGGGCUUGCUGGAGAGAGUGUGGACAGGUGAGCCCAGUCUCCUCAGCUUUAUGUGGCGGAGGACACAGACACACUCACCGUCCCUCCGCUCCUGCCAGAGGUGAAGUGCGGAACCUCUGCCUAACACCUGAGGGAAAAACCCUGACCUCCCGAACACUACCACGACUGGCUGGCUGAGGGAGAUGAGGAAGGGGAAGGUUUCAGCCUGGUUUCACCUCAGCACCGCAAGAGCUAGGCCACCGCCGUCCAUUACGGAGGUCGCUUCUGCUGUACGGAGCGCUGACGUGAGCUGACUCUUCUCAGUAGAUGGCACGGGGGGGACCUGACUUUCAGAAGUAACAUUCAAGUUGGGGUUUGUGGUCCCUGUAAUUUUUUCAGACACAUGGCAAGUAUUCCCUUCUGGGCUAUUUUUGUUUUCAGUCACUCACUCGUGUCCGCCCCUUCGCAACCCCAUGGACUGCAGCCCGCCAGGCUUCCCUGUCCUUCACCGUCUGUGCUAUUACAGAGGGUCCAAUUCAUGGAAAUUCCUACCCUCCAAUUCUGUGACCAUCUCUUCCAUGGGUAUCAGAAUCAUGGUAAAAGAGAGAGGUCGGAGAUAAAGCAGAAACAUCACAAGGAUGGCUGAGAAUUUCUCUGUGAGCAUUCGAGUGUCUAUAGUGGGCCUGAACCAAAGUCUACAAACCCUAACCCACUGAACCACAAGCAACUGCUGUUUGCCCAUCUUGCCAAAAUGGCCCAAACACACUUUGCGGAGGGUGAUUAUAGUCAACAGCUCCUCACUUUUGACUAUAAGUGUAUCCUACUAUUCUUCAUAUGGCACUGGCAAAUAUAUGCUUGUAUCUUUCCAGAGGCAAAGAGUUUCAGAGAUGGUGUUUUCUUUGAGACAGAAGCACAUGGCUUAACUAAAGAACAAGGUUAUUAGCCCAUGCACUCAGGAGGCAAGGAAAUAGCUAUUGCAAAUUACUGUGUGCCAUGUUAGAAAAAUGAGCCUUUAGAGUGUAUGAGUUCUAGGUAAGCAGAAGGCACACAUUCAAAAUGAAUUAAAGAUCAAGACAAGCGGCCAUGCUGGACAUCAGAGAAAACACACCUUAUCGCCACCAAGAACCUUACCUGCAUCUAAAAGUUAAAAUCCUUUCAUAUUUUAAAAAAAGGUUUCCUUCUGAAAUUCAGGAUGAUUAAGGUGAGGUGAAUUGCUUUUCCUAAUUUUUAUGCCUUGGAGCUUUCAGAGUCAAUUUCAAGCUGGAAAGUCCAGCAAGGUCAGAGAUGUUUAUGGCAUUUAGGGUCUGGUGGCUGGUGGUUUUAGCCCGGAGUGACGUACUGAAAUCAACAGAUAACCUUAAUUAUUUUAUAAUGACACAGCACAACUGCCUUGUUAUGAAUUUUCUUAAACACAUAUAUACUGUAUUUAAAACUUAAAAUAUAGAUAACCAAUUUACCAAAGACACAUACUAAUUGUAAGCAAAAAAUUUUAAGAAAGAAGCCCAAACUCAUCAUAAUUUAGGAAAUAAUAAUCAAAACGUAGUUUGUCUUAAGAAUCUAGCAAGUUAUAUUGGAAAAUGCAUUUCCAACUCCUAAGUCCUAAAGUUUAUGUUCAAAUGGUGCCAGUGAAUUUUUAUAUGAAGGGAAAAUGCCUGCUUUUUUUUUUUUUUUUUAAAAAACAGCUGUAAUCUCACUUGCCCCUUUGCGCUUGCCCAUAGCUGCCAUCUAACAUACAAUACUGGCUUCACUUAUCUCUAGAAAGAAGGCAUGCAACAAAUCAGAAGGAGUUGUAAGAAUGGUAUUUGGCCUCUACUUUGUCUUAGCUGUUAAACUGUUUUUAGUAUUUUUGUUAAAUAUUUGCAAAGGGAAGCAUUUUCUACAGAGGAUAAUUAAUUUCAAGAAAAAUAAUCUUGAGUUUUAAGUAAUAAAACAUCUCCAGAAAAGGAGACAAACGAUUUUAUAAAAUGUCGCAACUCUCCAACAUUUGGGGUGGUGACUCCUUUUUUGUUAGGACAUUUGAAACUAGCAAGUAGCCAUUGUUUCUUAAAAAAAGAAAAAAAAAAUUCAGCCUUUGUGUGGAUUCAUGUUUCUUUCACUUCAUUUUGAAAUAGCGAAAAUCAUUAAAACUGUAAAUAUUUUGUUGCUUGGAUAAGCAUCUUCUGGGAACUUUGUAUCUAUGGUAUAUAAUCAUAGAAUUUUAUAUUUUCAUAUAAAGCUAAUUUUUUUCUAGUUUCAAUUCUGUCAUAGUUUUUUUUUUUCCUUUGUGGUGGAUAUGUGAAUUCAACUUUCUGUGUAUUGAAGUAGCAAGAACCAUCUUUGCAUUCCAAAAGAAUCCAACAUGUGUUAUUUCUUUGAGGCAGUGAUUGUGACAGUUGGGUUUUCUUUUUUAAUUUCAUUGACCAUUUGUGCAAUAGGAAUUAGACAUAAUUAGUCACACUGAAUACAUUUGUUGCAUUGACCCAUUUGGAUAAAGUGCUGUUUUUGUUUUUUUUUAAUUUGUUCGGGGGGAGGGGUUUUGUAACCUGAAAUUUUUCCCUUUUUUCUUCUGUUUAAAAGUAUAUCAAAUCAUUCUAUUAUAGUGUUAUUUAAUAUGUAAAUUGUAUUGCUAUACAUAAAAUAAAGUAUGGUUUUUGAUGUA